AAUAUUUCCAUCAGAAAUAAAUACAUUAUCAUUAAAGUCAUUUGGUAAAAGUAUGAUAGAUCUAUCAAAAACAGAUGAUAAAAUAAAAAUGGAGAAAUUAUGUUUUGAUUAUAUUAAAGAAGGUUCAUUUUGGACAGAUAUUCAUGAAGAACUAGAACAAAAACAAGAACAACAACAAAACAAUCAUCAUUUAUCAUCAACUUCACUAUCUUAUGAUUUAAUAUCAAGAGAAACAAUGGGUAACUUAAGUUAUUACAAUUCUUAUAAUCAAAAUUGUGAUUCAUGUAUUGACAAAGAAAUCAAUAGUCAUUUAUUACUUAAUACACAAGAUAUUUGCAAUAGUACAAAGAUGAAUAAAUUAGAUAAUAACAUAUCAUCAAUGUCUGGAAUUACACUCUCAAGAACAACAACUAUAUCAACAACAAUGACAACAGUAAUAACGACGACGACGACAAUAACAACUACAGGUAUGAAAUCUAUACAACCGUAUAAAUGGUUACAGAUAAAACGACAACAGCCACGUCAAAAUAUAACAAAUAACAACACAUUUACAACCAAAUCAAAUACAAUUAAAAAAUCUAAUUCAUCAAAAUCUACUGUUGCAUCGAAUCCAAAUAAUUUCUUACUCAUUAAUAAUCCAAAAUUUCAAGAUAAUUCUGAAAUCAAUAAAAUCAGUGCUAUAUCAUCUCAUGAGACAAAUUCAUCUGUAUGGAUGCCUGAAUUAUCAGAUCAUAUGGAAUCUAGUCAAAGAAUAUUUAACGCUAAUAUAAAUUAUGAUCCACUGUCGUGUACAACUAUGAAUGAUUCUAUUAAUAAUUUCCGUCGAAAUGAAACUACAUUAAAUUAUAACAAUAAACGUUCUAUUGAUUGUACAGAAUUCAAUAAUCCAUCAAAAUACGAUAUAAUUAACAAUAAUAAUUCAUUAAGUGGACGUACAAAUUUUACAACUAGACAAUUAACUGAAUUAGAGAAAGAAUUUCAUUUUAAUCGUUAUCUAUCACGUGCAAGACGUAUUGAAAUUGCAGCUGAUUUAAGUUUAACAGAAACUCAAGUGAAAAUUUGGUUUCAAAAUCGUCGAAUGAAACAAAAAAAACGUAUAAGAGAUAAAAUUUUAGGUAAUACUUAUCAUGAAAUAGAUGAUAUUACAACAUCAAUAACAACUAGUCCUCCAUCAUAUAUCUCUAAUAAUUUAAAAAAUAAAAUUAAUCAAUCUUGGAAUUUAAUCAGUUCACAAACAUUUAAUAAUCAAUUAUCUAUAGAAGAAAAUAAACAAUUAAGUCAUAUUAAUGAUAAUAUCAUUACUCCUGUUAAUAAUGAUAAUAAUAAUCAAAAUAUUUAUUAUCAUAACAAACAUUUUAUGGAUUAUAACAUACAAGAUUUACAUAAUCAUUUAAUAUUUCAUCCCUCUACAGUUUAUACUACUACUACUACUACUAAUACUGUUGCAUCCAAUAUGAUCACUACUGCUAUUACUAAUACUACUAACAAUAGAAGUAAUUCCAUGAACAUCUAAUUCAAAUUAUAUAUAUUCAUAUACUGCAUUUUGAUUUCAGACUUUAUUGAAUUUCAAACAAAAAUAGCGUUAUGUAUCU
Schistosoma spindalis is the source of this 1592-nucleotide messenger RNA. NCBI's taxonomy places the organism in Eukaryota, Metazoa, Platyhelminthes, Trematoda, Strigeidida, Schistosomatidae. The record is from the annotation of a GenBank genome assembly.